AGAUUCUGCUUGACCAUAAAAAUGAUCAAUUAAAAAAUGGCAACAAGUAGUGCAGCAUUAGCAGCUUUAACUCUCUCUGCUUCUCCUCCUUCACCCUCUUCGUUGCUAUCCCGCCACAUCCAUCAUCAUCAUCAUCAUCAUCAUCAUCAUCGAUUAUUAUCAUCAUCACAAUAUCAUCUGAGCUUUUCUACAUUGUCUAAGUUCAACUCUCUAUUUUGGUUGAUUCUGAUUGGAGUUUCCAAGGAUCGCAACAAAUUAUUAAGGCCCAAGAACAAAUUUCCUAAAAUUCUUGCUUGCAAAAUGGCUGAAAUUGACAAGGAUGGAGUGACAAGUGAUGUAUAUGCAAGAAAUAUGGUUUAUGAGCCUAUAUUAGAAGAAGGUGUCUUUCGUUUUGAUUGUACACCUGAUGAUAGAAGUGAUGCAUUUCCUAGCCUGUCAUUUGCAAAUCCUAAAGUAAGGGACAUCCCUUUGAUGAAUGAAAAACGUCCCUCUUAUAUUCCUACUUUUGAGCGCACUCAAGGGCAGCAAAUUGUUCAGCUACAGCUCCCUAUUGGCACAUCUUUCUAUGGAACUGGAGAAGUCAGUGGACAACUCGAGAGAACAGGAAAAAGGGUGUUUACAUGGAACACUGAUGCUUGGGGAUAUGGGCCGAGCACAACGUCGUUAUACCAGUCACAUCCCUGGGUUUUGGCUGUUUUGCCUAAUGGGGAAACAUUAGGUGUUCUUGCUGAUACAACACGACGUUGUGAGAUUGACUUGCGGAUGGAAUCAACCAUAAAGUUUGUUGCUCCAUUAUCCUUCCCUGUUAUCACAUUUGGCCCAUUUCCUUCGCCAACUCAUGUUCUAGUCUCUUUAUCUCACGCUGUUGGAAGUGUCUUCAUGCCACCGAAGUGGUCACUUGGUUAUCAUCAAUGUCGUUGGAGCUAUACUUCUGAUAAACGAGUUCUUGAGGUUGCUAAAACUUUUCGAAAAAAGGGCAUUCCGUGUGAUGUGAUUUGGAUGGAUAUAGACUACAUGGAUGGCUUCCGGUGUUUCACUUUUGACCCUGAGCGUUUUUCUGACCCAAAAGCGUUGGUGAAUGAUCUUCAUCUUAAUGGUAUAAAAGCAAUCUGGAUGCUCGAUCCAGGAAUUAAACACGAAGAAGGUUACUUCGUUUAUGACAGUGGGUCUGAUAGAGAUGUCUGGAUCAAAACUGCUGAUGGAAAACCUUUUGUGGGUGAGGUAUGGCCCGGUCCUUGUGUGUUUCCUGAUUUUACGCAAUCAAAAGCUAGAUCAUGGUGGGCAAAUUUGGUGAAAGACUUUGUUACUAAUGGCGUUGAUGGUAUAUGGAAUGAUAUGAAUGAACCUGCAGUAUUCAAGGUAGUGACAAAGACAAUGCCGGAGAGCAAUAUUCAUCAUGGGGAUUCCGAGUUAGGUGGCUGCCAAAAUCACUCUUAUUACCACAAUGUCUAUGGGAUGCUGAUGGCUAGAUCCACAUAUGAAGGCAUGAAAUUAGCAAAAGAAGAUAAACGCCCCUUUGUUCUUACUCGGGCUGGAUAUAUAGGCAGCCAAAGGUAUGCUGCAACAUGGACAGGUGACAACCUUUCAACUUGGGAGCACCUUCACAUGAGUGUUACCAUGGUACUUCAACUGAGUCUUAGUGGACAGCCUCUUUCAGGCCCAGAUAUUGGUGGAUUUGCUGGUAAUGCAACUCCAAAGCUAUUUGGAAGGUGGAUGGGUAUCGGUGCAAUGUUUCCAUUUUGUCGUGGACAUUCAGAGAUGGGUACAACUGACCAUGAACCUUGGUCCUUUGGUGAAGAGUGCGAGGAAGUUUGUCGACUUGCUUUGAAGAGGCGGUACCGACUUAUACCACACAUAUAUACUUUAUUCUAUCUGGCACAUACAAGGGGUACUCCGGUUGCUUCCCCAGCCUUUUUUGCAGAUCCAAAAGAUGUACAGCUGCGUACUGUUGAAAAUUCCUUUCUGCUUGGACCACUUCUAAUACAUACAAGUACUUUACAGGAUCAGGGGACAGACAAGAUACAGCCAUCACUGCCUAAAGGGAUCUGGUUGAAUUUUGAUUUUGAUGACUCGCAUCCGGACCUACCCUCGCUGUAUCUUAAAGGAGGAUCACUAAUUCCCUUGGGUGCACCACACCAACAUGUCGGGGAAGCUAAUCCAGCAGAUGACCUAAUACUUCUUGUUGCUUUGGAUGAACAAGGGAAAGCUGAAGGCGUACUUUUUGAAGAUGAUGGAGAUGGAUAUGAAUUCACCCGAGGAAACUACCUACUAACUUACUAUACUGCUGAACUCCAGUCUUCUGUUGUUACCAUAAAAGUUUCUAAUACUGAAGGAUCUUGGAAAAGGCCAAAACGUCGUUUGCAUGUGCAAUUGUUGCUUGGUGGAGGUGCGAUGAUUGAUUCUUGGGGCACUGAUGGGGAGGAUGUGCAAAUCAAAAUGCCAUCGGAACAGGAAAUUUCCAACUUGGUAUCAGUGAGUCAAAAGCAGUAUCAGACUCGAAUAGAAAAUGCGAAGCGCAUUCCAGAUGUUGAACAUACUCCAGGAAACAAGGGCACUGAACUUUCAAAAACUCCUGUUGAGCUAAAAGGUGGUGAUUGGAUGCUUAAAGUUGUUCCGUGGAUAGGAGGUAGAAUUAUUGCAAUGGAACAUCAUCCCUCAGGAAUACAGUGGCUCCAUAGCAGGGUCGAAAUCAAUGGAUAUGAAGAAUACAGUGGUACGGAGUACAGAUCUCCGGGAUGCACCGAGGAGUAUGUUGUCAUCGAACGAGAUCUUCAACAAGCUGGAGAAGAAGAAUUGCUCAGUAUGGAAGGUGAUAUUGGUGGGGGGUUGUUCCUGGAGAGAUGCAUUACAAUUCCAAAAACUGAACCCAAUGUCGUCCGAAUAAAGUCCAGAAUUGUAGGACGUAGUGUUGGUGCUGGAUCUGGAGGAUUUUCAAGGCUCGUCUGCUUGCGUGUGCAUCCAACGUUUGCUCUUCAACACCCUACAGAAUCUUUUGUUUCUUUUACCGCAAUUGAUGGAUCUAAGCAUCAGAUUCAGCCCGAGUCUAAUGAACUAUCUUAUGAGGGUGACCAGCGACCAAAUGGAGAAUGGAAGCUUCACGAUAAAUGUCUCGGUGUAAGCCUCGUCAACCGGUUUGACGUCAAAGAAGUUUAUAAGUGUAUGAUCCAUUGGGGUACAGGAACUGUUAAUUUGGAGCUCUGGUCAGAGCAAAGGCCUGUUUCUAAGCAGUCGCCUCUAAGCAUAUGCCAUGAAUACGAGGUGAUAAAAAGCUAAUACCUCAUAUCAACACAGGUAUUAUUAUAAAAGCCCGUUAUUAAUAAAAGGAUCCUCUGAAUUGGAUCAAAAACCCAGAAUUGAAGUGCUAGAUGAUGGUUCAUUAUAAGUAGCAAGUAUUUGCUUUUUUGGUAAUUUGUACUCAGAACCAUAUUUCCUCAAGAUGUGAACAAGUUAUAACAAUAUGUAAUCCAGACUGCUGAGAGACUGUCCAGACUCCAGACUGACUGGAGGAGGAAGAUUUUGGACUUCCUGUCAGGGGUGCUAGUGGGUUUGGUUCUACUGGUCUCUGAAAACUCUUCGUUUAGGUUUGAUUGUAUGGAAGCUUACUGAAUUCCCAGUAAAA
Amaranthus tricolor (Joseph's coat) is the source of this 3619-nucleotide messenger RNA. RefSeq lists its product as uncharacterized. Gene Ontology annotation, molecular function: carbohydrate binding; hydrolase activity, hydrolyzing O-glycosyl compounds. Gene Ontology annotation, biological process: carbohydrate metabolic process. The transcript has 24 exons. The coding region runs from base 37 to 3273 and encodes 1078 amino acids. The record is from RefSeq and is a predicted model, not a curated record. Lineage: Eukaryota; Viridiplantae; Streptophyta; Magnoliopsida; Caryophyllales; Amaranthaceae.